CUAUAUAAUUGAAUUUUAUACACUUGCGUGUGCCUCUUGUGAUCUCUUCUCGUAGUUUGGAAUUCAUACAUUUUAUAUUUGAAAUUGAAAUAGAUUAAAAUUUAUUAUAAAUGAAGACAAUUUUUGCAUAUUGUUUGAAAUGGUCAAAAAAUUGUCUUCGAAUAACUGUUCCUCGUUAUUUCCAUACUGUUAAAUCACCUGAGCUAUUCAUGAAUACAAAUAUGGGAAAAAGUAAUUUGAAUGAUUACAUUGUUUGGUUAGAUAUGGAAAUGAGUGGCAUUGAUGUAAAUACAUCUCAAAUCUUGGAAAUAGCAUGCUUAAUCACUAAUAAAGAUUUAAAAGUUGUAAGCGAAGAUCUAAACAUUAUUAUACAUCAGCCAGAUGAAAUAUUAAACAAUAUGAAUUACUGGUGCAUGGCAACUCAUCAAAAAACAGGAUUAAUCAAUGAGUCCCGUUUAAGUAAAACUACAGUAGAAGAUGCUGAACAGAUUGUACUAAAGUAUUUAAAAACAUAUAUUGAAAAAGAAGCAACAUGCCCACUAGCAGGAAGUUCAGUUUAUGUGGAUCGCAUGUUUUUGUAUAAAUAUAUGCCAUUAGUUAAUAAUUAUUUACAUUAUAGAAUUAUUGAUACUUCUACUAUUAAAGAAUUAAUAAAGAGAUGGAAUAUAAAUGUACCUAUUUUUAAAAAAAAUCAUGUUCAUAGAGCAUUGCCUGAUGUAAAAGAAAGUAUAAGAGAAUUGCAAUGUUAUAAAAAUCAUAUAUUCGAUCUAUGUAUUAGAAGUUAAUAUGGUCAUGAAUUUUAUUUUACAAAAGUAACAAUCAAUAAUAUCAAAAUAAUAAACAAGCAGUACGAUUAGAUAAUAAUUAACAAAUGUCAAAGAUAAUAGAAAACUGUAUAUUGCAAUGUAAAAUAUUUUAGUACCAAGCCUAAUGCUUGAAUUUAAUUAUUUAAAUACACAUUUAACAGUUUAAUAAACAUUGUGUCAUAUGUUCAUGCCAAA
Bombus terrestris (buff-tailed bumblebee) is the source of this 1001-nucleotide messenger RNA. RefSeq names its product probable oligoribonuclease. The transcript is spliced from 5 exons. The record is from RefSeq and is a predicted model, not a curated record. Gene Ontology annotation, cellular component: mitochondrion. Gene Ontology annotation, molecular function: 3'-5'-RNA exonuclease activity; nucleic acid binding. The coding region runs from base 111 to 785 and encodes 224 amino acids. Lineage: Eukaryota; Metazoa; Arthropoda; Insecta; Hymenoptera; Apidae.